Molecule: messenger RNA, 3771 nt
Organism: Pelecanus crispus (Dalmatian pelican)
Lineage: Eukaryota; Metazoa; Chordata; Aves; Pelecaniformes; Pelecanidae
Source: RefSeq, a predicted model, not a curated record
CCGCCAAGCUUAAAAGCGCUGAGCCGCUCCCCAAUGUCGGAUGCCUGGGAGUGCAAGGCGCAGGACCCCUUUGCCAGCAGCGAGGAGCAGGACGAGGUGCCCCAUGGUGGCGUGGGCACGGGGGUGAAGAAGAAACGGAAGAAAAAGGAUCUGGGAGAGCAGGAAGGGGGAGAAAAAGCAGCCGUGGAGGUGAAACCAAAGAGGAGGAGAGAGCCUAAAGAACCAAAAGAGCCUAAAAAGGCUAAGGAGCCCAAGAAGCCGAAGGAGCCCAAGCAGAGGGAGGUGGCCAAGAAGCCCCGGAAACCUCGGGAACCCAAAGCCCCCAAGGAGCCUAAAGACAAGAAGAGCGGCUCUGAGCCUGCCCCCAGAGCAAGACCCAAGAAGAGCAGCAAGGACACCCCUGUGGAGAAGAAGAAGAAAGGGAAGAGGAAAAAUGAGAUACCAGUGGACAGUUUGGAUUUGGAUCAGGAUCUCCUGAGCCCAUCCGUGCAGAGCCCAGAGGAGUCCGCGGAGUCGGCCGACAGCCAGAAACGCCGCUCAGGACGGCAAGUGAAGAGGCGGAAGUAUAAUGAGGACCUGGAUUUCAAGGUGGUGGAUGAUGACGGCGAGACAAUAGCCGUGCUGGGAGCUGGGCGAACCUCCGCGCUCUCCGCCUCUACUCUGGCGUGGCAGGCAGAGGAGCCUCCCGAGGAUGAUGCCAAUAUCAUUGAGAAGAUCCUUGCCUCCAGGAUGGUGCAGAAGGAGGCUCAUCCUGGAGGCCUGGCGUUUGAGAUGGAGGAGUUCUACGUCAAGUACAGGAACUUCUCCUACCUCCACUGUAAGUGGGCAACUCUGGAGGAGCUGGAGAAGGACCCCAGGAUCUCCCAGAAGAUAAAGCGCUUCCGGAACAAGCAGGCUCAGAUGAAGCAUAUUUUUACAGAGCCUGAUGAGGAUUUGUUCAACCCGGACUACGUGGAGGUAGAUCGAAUUCUGGAGGUGGCUCACACAAAGGACCCUGACACUGGGGAGGAGGUGACUCACUACCUGGUGAAGUGGUGCUCGCUGCCCUAUGAGGAGAGCACCUGGGAGCUGGAGGAGGAUGUCGACCCAGGGAAGAUAAAAGAGUUUGAAGCCCUCCAAAUCCCUCCAGAAAUCAAGCACAUGGAGCGCCCGGCAUCUGAGUCCUGGCAGAAACUGGAGAAGUCCCGGGAGUAUAAGAACAGCAACCAGCUGCGGGAGUAUCAGCUGGAGGGAAUGAACUGGCUGCUCUUUAACUGGUACAACAGGAAGAACUGCAUCCUGGCUGAUGAGAUGGGGCUGGGGAAGACAAUCCAGUCAAUCACCUUCCUCUCAGAAAUAUUCCUGAUGGGCAUCCAUGGCCCCUUCCUCAUCAUCGCACCUCUCUCCACCAUCACCAACUGGGAGAGGGAGUUCCGCACCUGGACAGAGAUGAAUGCCAUCGUGUACCACGGCAGCCAGAUCAGCCGGCAGAUGAUCCAGCAGUACGAGAUGGUGUACAGGGACACACAGGGUAACCCUCUCCCUGGGAUCUUCAAGUUCCAGGUGGUUAUCACCACCUUUGAGAUGAUCCUUGCUGACUGCCCGGAGCUGAAGAAGAUCCAGUGGCGCUGUGUGGUCAUUGAUGAGGCACAUCGCCUGAAGAACAGGAACUGCAAACUCCUGGAGGGGCUGAAGCUCAUGGCCCUGGAGCACAAGGUGCUGCUGACAGGGACCCCCCUGCAGAACUCGGUGGAGGAGCUCUUCAGCCUACUGAAUUUCCUGGAGCCGCAGCAGUUCCCCUCAGAGACAGCCUUCCUGGAGGAGUUUGGAGACCUGAAGACAGAGGAGCAGGUGAAGAAGCUGCAGUCCAUCCUGAAGCCCAUGAUGCUGCGACGGCUGAAGGAUGAUGUGGAGAAGAAUCUGGCACCCAAGCAGGAGACCAUCAUUGAGGUGGAGCUGACCAAUAUCCAGAAGAAAUACUACCGGGCCAUCCUGGAGAAGAACUUCUCCUUCCUCUCCAAGGGUGCCAACCAGCACAAUAUGCCCAACCUCAUCAACACUAUGAUGGAGCUGCGGAAGUGCUGCAAUCACCCGUAUCUCAUCAACGGGGCGGAGGAGAAGAUCCUGGAAGACUUCCGUAAAACACACAGCCCAGAGGCGCCAGACUUCCAGCUGCAGGCGAUGAUCCAGGCAGCUGGGAAGCUGGUGCUCAUUGAUAAGCUGCUUCCCAAGCUGAUCGCCGGUGGGCACAAGGUGCUCAUCUUCUCCCAGAUGGUGCGCUGCCUCGACAUCCUGGAAGACUAUCUCAUUCAGAGGCGGUACACCUAUGAGCGCAUCGAUGGGCGGGUGCGCGGGAACCUGCGCCAAGCUGCCAUUGACCGCUUCUGCAAGCCUGACUCCGAUCGCUUCGUCUUUCUCCUGUGCACGCGGGCGGGAGGGCUGGGCAUCAACCUGACCGCUGCCGACACCUGCAUCAUCUUUGAUUCGGACUGGAACCCACAGAAUGACCUCCAGGCUCAAGCUCGCUGCCACCGGAUCGGGCAGAGCAAGGCGGUGAAAGUCUAUCGCCUCAUCACCAGGAACUCCUACGAGCGGGAGAUGUUCGACAAGGCCAGCCUGAAGCUGGGCCUGGAUAAGGCUGUGCUGCAGGACAUCAACCGCAAGGGCAGCACCAACGGGGUUCAGAAGCUCUCAAAGAUGGAGGUGGAGGACCUGCUGCGGAAGGGUGCCUACGGCGCUCUCAUGGACGAGGAGGACGAAGGAUCGAAGUUCUGUGAGGAAGACAUUGAUCAGAUCCUGCAGCGCAGGACACAGACCAUCACGAUCCAGUCUGAGGGGAAGGGCUCCACCUUUGCCAAGGCCAGCUUCGUAGCAUCAGGAAACAGAACUGACAUUUCCUUAGAUGAUCCCAACUUCUGGCAAAAGUGGGCCAAGAUAGCAGAGCUCGAUACAGACGCCAAGAAUGAAAAGGAGAGCCUGGUCAUUGACAGGCCCCGGGUGCGGAAGCAAACAAAACACUACAACUCCUUUGAAGAGGAUGAGCUGAUGGAGUUCUCUGAGCUGGACAGCGACUCGGACGAGCGACCCACGCGCUCGCGGCGCUUCAAUGAGAAGACACGGCGGUACCUGCGGGCUGAGUGCUUCCGUGUGGAGAAGAACCUGCUCAUAUUUGGCUGGGGACGCUGGAAAGAUAUCCUGACCCACGGGCGGUUCAAGUGGCACCUGAACGAGAAGGACAUGGAGAUGAUUUGUCGGGCCUUGCUGGUCUAUUGCGUCAAACACUACAAGGGGGAUGAGAAGAUUAAGAGUUUUAUCUGGGAUCUCAUCACGCCGACGAAGGACGGCCAGAACCAGGCUCUGCAGAAUCACUCAGGCUUGUCGGCACCGGUGCCCAGAGGCCGGAAGGGGAAGAAGACGAAGAACCAGAUGCUGCUUCCCGAGAUAAAGAACGCGGACUGGCUCGCCACCUGCAACCCCGAGGUCGUCCUGCAUGACGACAGCUACAAGAAGCACCUCAAACAGCACUGCAACAAGGUUCUGCUGCGGGUGCGAAUGCUCUACUACCUGAAGGCUGAAGUGCUGGGGGAGGCCGCUGACAAAGCCUUCGAGGGGACCCCUGCCAGGGAGCUGGACGUGCUGCUGCCGGACAUUGACUACGUGGAGAUCCCAGUGGACUGGUGGAAUGCUGGCCUGCUCAUUGGCGUCUUCAAGCACGGUGUGUACCCAGCUUGUCGAGGGACCCAAGUGGAGCACCUGGCCGGAGCUCCGGUACCUGGAGGGGACGUCAUGCCG